CCGCCCCGCCCGGCGGCGCCGGGGAUGCUGGCUGCUGGCGGCGGCGCUGCCCAGGUGCGGGCCGCGGGGGUGGCGGGGCCGUGCCGGUAAGCGAAGGGGCCGAGGCGUGCGUCGUGGCCUGGCUGACCUGGCAGCCCCGUUGCCGGUAUCCCGGGCGCAGGGCCAUGAGCCGGGCGGAGGCCGAGCCCUGCUCCCGGGCGCUGGCGCAGGCCCGCGUCUACCUGGGCCAGCUGCGGGGUCGAGUGGGCCCGGCGGGGCCCGAGGGCGGCGGGCGCCGGGAUUACCUGGUGGAGGCGGCGCGGCAGCUGCGGCUGGCGCUGGAGCGGGACGUCAGCGAGGACUACGAGGAGGCCUUCAACCACUACCAGAACGGCGUGGACGUGCUGCUCCGCGGCGUGCAGGUUGACCCCAACAAGGAGCGUCGAGAGGCCGUGAAGAGGAAGAUCACACAGUACCUGCGGCGUGCCGAGGAAAUCUUCAAUUGCCACCUCCAGCGGGUGGGGGGUGGCAACACCACUGCCACGGGCUACAGCAGCCUGCGCUUCCGGCCAAUCAGGACACUGAGCUCGGCAGUGGAGAACCUGAGACGGUGUAAGGUUGUGGGAGUGAUUGAUAAGGUGCAGAUUGUCCAGGAUCCAGCCACUGGGGAGACCUUUAUACUCAAGAGCCUCCCCAAAUCCCACGUUGAGACCCGUGAGCGACAGACCAUCAUCCCUCAUGGGGUCCCCUUCAUGGUCAAGCUGUUGUGCUACUAUGUGAGUGAGGACUCCAUCUUCCUUCAUCUGGAGCACGUGGAGGGGGAGACACUGUGGUCUCACGUCCGCUCCAAGUACUGUGUCCAGCAGGACUCUGCUGAUUCAAACACCAUUCACACCCUGAGGGACCAUGGUACAGAAGAUGGUGUGGGAAACUCCCAGGAAGGCAGCCAAGUAUCCAUCUCCCCUGCCUGGAUAGGAAGUGGCCUCCCAGGCUCUGUGAACUACCAAAUAUUGGGAAAUGCUGAUGCCUCACUCCCUCAGGAGCAGUCCCCUCACCCUACAGACUCUGGCUCAGGGAACCUCUGCCAGCUUCUCCUGGCUCCUGCUGGUGRCAUGAGAGCUGCAUCUGGGGGACAGGAUCUGAGUGUGACACAGGCUGUGUCUGGUGGUGUGGACCAUUUCCCAGCAGCGUCAGCCAAAUGUCCUGGCCACCUGGCCACCCAGGGCCUGGUUAUCUACCCAUGGAAYGAUCUAACCAGUGGUGCAAACUGCAAAUCUGAGAGAACAGCCUCACAACAAAGCCCCAAGCUUCCUCGGGGACUCRUCCCUGUACCAAAGACUGUGAGAGGGGGCCAGCCAGGGGCAGGGCGACUGCCAGCUCAGAAAGUGUCUGCGGCUUCCCAGGCUCAGCCCCUCCUGACCUUGGCUGAGAGGCAGCUUCCUGCAGGUGUUGCCCUGUCCAGCUCCAGCAAAUCCUGUGUGCCUGACCCAGCCACGAGGGAGCCCUCACCGGGAGCAAGCCUGACCUGCGGCCGGCUCAGCAAACAGCCACCAUUGGGACAAUGCAAGGCUUUGGGUUCCCAUGGGCACAGCCGGAGAGCGUGGGCUGUAAAGGAGGAGCAGGUGCAGCUGUGGGCAGCAGAAAUCCUCCUGGCCUUAGAGGGACUUCACCAACAGGGUGUAUUGUGCCGGGACCUCAACCCCAGGAACCUGCUGCUUGAUGCAGCUGGACAUGUCCGUCUCACCUUCUUUGGCCARUGGACAGAAGUGGAGCCCCAGUACUGCAGCCAGGCACGGGAAGAGCUGUACAGCGCUCCAGAAGUGGGGGGGAUCACGGAGCCCACUGAAGCAGCUGACUGCUGGAGCUUUGGCUCUCUCUUGUAUGAGUUGCUGACAGGAGUGCCACUGUCCCAAAACCAUCCAUCAGGGAUUCAGCCUCACACCCAGCUGCAUCUGCCAGAGGGCCUCAGCCUGGCUGCUACAUCGCUGCUCACUGAGCUCCUGCAGUACAAUCCAAAACGGCGCUUGGGCUCUGGAGCAGGCGGCAUAACAAAGCUGAAGUCUCACUCCUUYUUCAGCACAGUCCCAUGGAACAAGCUGGUGGGCUAGGCAGGCUGAUCUUCCUUCAGGGAGCUGGGCCCUACACUGCUCCCUGGCACUUGUGACCCCAGGUAACACUCUGGGGCAGGUUUGCCUCAAGGCCUGCCCUGAGGUGGGGCGCACUUGAGGUUUUGCAGCCUUACGUGUCUUUCUGUCUCUGCUUCUGUUGACAUCUCCAAAGAGGAGGCAGCAGGCUGGGCCAGGCUGUCUUCUCCAGGUCCUCCCUGGUAGGAAAAGGAACCUGGGUGCUCAAUCCCAGGAAUAGGUGGUGUUCCCCUCCUUGGGACAUCCCUUGCUCACCUCAGCAUCCUGCCCUGGAACUCCCUCCCUGUUUUUUCUCUGCUGCUACCACAGUGACCCCCCUGCUCUGUUACUUUUUGUGGCUUUUCAGUGCAGCCCCUCCAGGCCCUGCUGGCUGGAGCCUGAGCCCAGGGUCUCUGCCCCUCCCUGACUGCAUGUGUGCUUGUGGGUCAUCCCUGCUGCAGGGGUGAGAGAAGAGGGAGCUCUCUGCUCUUCUCCCCCUCUGAAAAAAAUAAACUACUCAAUUAUCACUUGGAGAAGUGUCCUUUUGUU
Messenger RNA from Malurus melanocephalus (red-backed fairy wren), 2651 nucleotides. RefSeq names its product ribosomal protein S6 kinase like 1 (gene RPS6KL1). The coding region runs from base 165 to 2087 and encodes 640 amino acids. Gene Ontology annotation, molecular function: ATP binding; protein kinase activity. The record is from RefSeq and is a predicted model, not a curated record. Gene Ontology annotation, biological process: protein phosphorylation. The transcript is spliced from 10 exons. Lineage: Eukaryota; Metazoa; Chordata; Aves; Passeriformes; Maluridae.